Diplodia corticola is the source of this 1686-nucleotide messenger RNA. RefSeq names its product mfs general substrate transporter. NCBI's taxonomy places the organism in Eukaryota, Fungi, Ascomycota, Dothideomycetes, Botryosphaeriales, Botryosphaeriaceae. Gene Ontology annotation, biological process: amino acid transmembrane export from vacuole. The record is from RefSeq and is a predicted model, not a curated record. The transcript is spliced from 2 exons. The coding region runs from base 1 to 1686 and encodes 561 amino acids.
AUGACCGCCCCGCCCGACAAGAAGCUGCGCGACAACCUCGAGCAAUACGAGCAGCUGUUUGGCGCCGACGAAGACGCCUUCGACCAGCCCACCACCACCCGCAAGGAGCUCUGGUCCUACUACCUCUACUACAACGGCGACAACGGCGUUGGGCCCGGCUCCUAUAGCCAGACACUGCGAUCCGCUCUGACCUCUGCCGGCCACGACCCUCAGAUCUCGCCGCCCGUCGCCGGCAACUGCGGCGAUGGCGCAUGCGUCGUUCCUUGGGGCAAGGGCACUCGCAGCGUUGCUUCAGUCGUGCUCAUCGCCAACGGCCUCUGUUUCGCCAUCAUGACGCUGCUGUUCGUGUGGCUCGGCAGCGCUGCCGACUACGGCUCCUUUGGCCGCUGGCUGCUGCUCGUCCUGACCGUCAUUUGCUGGGUCUUCCAGUACGGCUUCAUGAGCGUCAAGGGUGCCCAGCAAUGGCACACGGCCAUGGGCCUGUACAUUGUGAGCUACAUCGCCUACGGUGCCACUCUGGUCUUCUACGCCGCUCUGUUCCCGCGCCUGGCCAGAUACAUGCCCCACGUGCGCAAGGCCCGUGAAGAGGACCUGAAGGAAGGCAAGAUCAGCCAGGAGGAAUACGACGAGCUCGAGAGCCUGGAGCGGAACCACCUGUCCAACAUCUCCACCGCCCACUCCAACAUCGGCUACCUCCUCACCCUCGCCAUCAACCUGAGCGUGCUGCUCCCCAUGCAGGGCAACGACUACGCCAACAACUGGGCCCUCUUCCUGACCAACACCUACUGGAUCGUGCUCGGCAUCUGGUGGUUCAUCUUCCAGCAGCGCCGCCCGGGCCCGAAGCUCCCCGCCGGCUCCACCUACGCCACCAUCGGCUGGAAGCAAGUCGUGCUCGCCCUCAAAGAAGUCCGCCACCUCCCGCAAACCUUCACCUACCUGCUCGGCUUCUUCCUGCUCGCCGACGGCCUCAACACGACGGGCACGCUCGUCGGCAUCAUCCAAGCCGACCAGGUGCACUUCUCCUUCCUGCAAAUCACCUACCUCGGCCUCACGCAAGCCGUGUGCUCGACCUUCUCCACCCUCGCCUUCUGGCACGCCCAGCGCCGCUUCCGCAUCAGCACGAAGCGCAUGUUCAUGCUCACCAACCUCUUCUCCGUGCUGAUCCCCUUCUACGGCAUGCUCGGCCUGUGGACCUCGCGCGUCGGCUACCACCGCGUGCGCGACUUCUACCUGUACAACGUCGUCUUCGGCCUCUUCCAGGCGCCCUACUACGCCUACGCCCAGACCAUGAUGAGCGAGGUCACGCCCCGCGGCUACGAGGGCAUGUUCUUCGGCCUGUACGGCAUCACCAACCGCGCCAGCUCCGUCAUCGGCCCCAACGUCGUGCAGGCCAUCGUCAACGCCACGGGCGACAACUGGAUGGGGUUCCCCUUCUUGGUCGCCCUGUGCGCCGCGGCGAGCGUGGUGAUUUGGUUCGUGGAUCUCGAGAGGGGGAGGGAGAGUUGCAGGCGCUAUGUCGAGGAGAGGAAGCUGUUGCGUGUGGCGAGGGAGAGCGGGAGGACGGUCGAGGAUAUCGUUGAGGGUGCGGCGAACGCGGCCGCGGCCGAUGCGGGUGAAGAUGGGGGAGUGGCUACGGUGGUUGUGGAGACGGUAGAUGGUGGCGGUGGUGAGAGGAAGAAGCUGUGA